This is a messenger RNA of Phlebotomus argentipes, 4099 nucleotides long. Its product is annotated as zinc finger protein 62 homolog. The transcript has 5 exons. Lineage: Eukaryota; Metazoa; Arthropoda; Insecta; Diptera; Psychodidae. Gene Ontology annotation, biological process: regulation of transcription by RNA polymerase II. Gene Ontology annotation, molecular function: RNA polymerase II cis-regulatory region sequence-specific DNA binding; DNA-binding transcription activator activity, RNA polymerase II-specific. The record is from RefSeq and is a predicted model, not a curated record. The coding region runs from base 239 to 4039 and encodes 1266 amino acids. Gene Ontology annotation, cellular component: nucleus.
GAUCGUCAAUUUGGCGGCACCGACGUUCUCUGGGCACAAUGUAGUCGUACAAUUGAUUACAAAUAGCCUUGAUCUUGAUUCGGGAAGCUGUUGGGCUGCAAAAGAAAGGAUUCUGGAAUAAAAGCUUCAACUCCGACACCAAAUGUGACACUUUUAUGACAUUAUUCAACUGGUCGAAAAAGAGGCGUCAAAAACCACGCGUCUUCGGGAUUUCUGUGCGCUUUUCCUCUCCAGGAAAAUGGAAAAUGCUGACAAUAAGGACAUGAUUCUGGAUCUCAGCAUCGUGAAGGAAGAGUACGUGAUUCAGGAAUUUGACUUGGCGGAGCAGGAAGAUGAUAAAAGCCAAAUUCCGGUUUAUCGGCAAGAGAAUGGGAGUGACAAGGUCAAGAAUGAGGUGGAGAAGAAGCACAUUUGUGCCAUUUGUGGCAAGGCGUUCCGUCAUCGCCGGGAUAUUCGGUAUCACAUCACAAUUCACUCCAAGGAGCGCAAGCACAAGUGCCGGCAAUGCCGGAAGACUUUCACAGAUGAGCGUCGGUUGCUGACACACCUGAAGAUCCAUGCCGAUGGGCAGUUGCACGAGUGUAAGUUGUGCAGCAAGACCUUCCCCAAUGUGCAGUACCUGAGGAUUCACUUGAAGAGACACCUCGGCAUCCGGCGUCACGAGUGUCGCCACUGUGGCAAGACGUUCCUCGAGACGCGCAGCCUGAAGUUCCACAUUGUGCGCUUCCACGAGGACGCGGCCACGACGGAGUUGCCCAAUAACAGAUUCACGUGUCAUCACUGCGGCAGGAUCUCAAUUGACAACAUUGCGCACGAAUUGCACGUGCUCACGCACUCGGAUGAGCGCACGAUUGAGUGUCCGCGCUGUCCGAAGAUGUUCAAGCAUCGGGUGCAUCUGAGAGUGCAUCUGAAGACUCACAGGACUGACAAGUCCUUCAGCUGUGGCAUCUGCAGCAAGGCCUUUAAGACUGCCCAACAGUUGCGCGUGCAUGUGAAGAGACACAAGAUGCUGCUCUUCAACUGUCCGUACUGCCCGAAGUGCUACAGGGACAAGAAAGCGUGCAAGUUGCACGUGUGGAAUCAUCACACAGGACUGCCUCUGGACAUUACAGACGGUCCCGUGUCCUGUACAGCCUGCCAUCAAGUGUACGACAGUCUGGAUAAGCUGAUGAUUCACGUUGGCGUGCACGCGGGUGAGAAAUCCUUCCAAUGUGCCAUUUGCCAGAAGGACUUCAUUGACAAACGAAAGCUGCGCACACACAUGAGACUUCAGCACGAGCGUCCGGAGGCGCUGAAUAAGGUGCUGAAGUGCAGUGUGUGCGGCAAAGGAUGUCGCGGAAGGACGCAUUUGGCUCUUCAUCAGGCUCUUCACACGGAUGAGUUGCCAUUUGAGUGUGCCAUUUGCUCGAAGAGAUUCAAGCGGAAGACGCAAAUUGCCGCUCAUGUGAUGACGCACAGCAAGGAAAGGAAAGUCUACAGUUGCCAGAUUUGUGGCAUCGAGCGGAUGAGCUUGAGGAGUGUGAGAAAUCACGAAAGCACGCACAAGAAAGGUGAGAAGUUGAUGGAGUGCAAGGUUGAGGGAUGUAAGAAGGCGUUCAAUAAGAAGACAUUUCUCAACGAGCACAUUGCGAAGACACACAAGGAAGUGUGGCAGACGAUGGUGUCAAAGAAACCGGCGACGAAGACUGAAGCGCGCGUGAAGAAGGUGAAGGAGAAGAGACAUGUUUGUGCUAUUUGUGGAAAGGCUUUCUACCAUCGCAGAGAUAUUCGACAUCAUGUGACCAUUCACUCGACUGAGAGGAAGUUUCCCUGCUCGAAGUGCCCGAAGAGAUUCACCAGCGAGCAGCGAUUGAACACACACAUGAGACUACACGAUGAUGAGAAUGGUCCGUAUCCGUGUGAAGUGUGUGGAAAGGUGUUUAGAAUCUCAGAGUAUCUGAGAAUCCAUCUGAAGAGACACACUGGCGAGGAUUGUGUGAAUUGUCAGGUAUGCGGCCUGAGAUUGGCGAGUUUGAGGAAUCUGCGGAAUCAUCUGAAGAGUUUUCAUGAAGAGACAGACACGGGCUUUCCACGCAAUCAAUUCACCUGUGACAUUUGUGGGAAGAAUUGCUACAACAAGCAAUCCUUCGAUGGUCACAUGUUCAGUCACACGAACGAGAAGUCCGUGAAGUGCUCCAAAUGCCCGAAGAUGUUCAAGUCUGUGAAGCACGUGAAGGUGCACGAGAAGAUUGUGCAUGAUGAGGUGAAGCUCUACUUCUGCGUGGUGUGCAGCAAAGUGUACAAGAGCAAGCAUGUGUUCAAGAAUCACCUCGAUGCUCAGCACAGAGGCUUUCCCAUGGAGAUCAUUGAUGGUCGUCCCAUGACUUGCACAGCGUGCAAGGAAGUCUUUCACACCAUCAAGACGCUCAAGGAACACAUUCGCAUUCACGCUGACGAGAGACCGUUUGAGUGUCCGGAAUGUGGGAAGGGUUUUAAGCAAAGACGUGUCCUUAAAGCUCACAUCGUUGGUCUUCAUGGGUGCACUGACAAGCCCUCGAGGAUCCUCAAGUGUCCUCAGUGUGGCAAAGGAUGCCGCGGAAAGACAUAUUUGAACCUUCAUCUUGCCACUCACACCAUCGACGCGCCCUUCGAAUGCGCUCUCUGCGCCAAGACGUUCAAACUCAAGUCUCACGUGCAGCAGCACGUGAUGAGGCACAGCAAGGAGAGGAAGACAUAUCCUUGCAAGACGUGUGGCAUGCAACUGGUGAGUCUCAGGAGUCAUCGAAGGCACGAGGCGAAGUGCGAUAGAGAUAAGAAAGGGGUGAAAUGUCCAAUGAAGAAGUGCACAAAAGCCUUUUCCCAGGAGAAAUACUUGACGGCUCACAUUCACACUGUUCACAUGAAGGGGAAGAAGAGGAAAGUCGCUAAGAUCGAGGGGGAAAAGGAUGUUAAGAGUGAGGAGAAAGUGUCCAAGAUGCCAAAGGACAAAUCGGUGAUGCGAUUCUUCUGCACUGUGUGCAAUAAAGGCUUCCACUACAACAAGGAUCUUCAGUAUCACUCGUCAAUUCACGUGACUGAGAAGACUGUGCGGUGUCUGAAGUGUGAGAAAACCUUUGCAGAUGAGCGAAGGAUGUUGACACACAUGAGAAUUCACUCUGACGGUGGACCGCAUGAAUGCAAGCUGUGCCAGAAGGUGUUCAAGAAUCCCGACUAUCUCCGGUAUCACUUGCUAAGGCACAUGGGCGUGAAGAAGUUCUCGUGUCAGGAGUGCGACAAGAAGUUCGUCACCUCGCGCACGUGGAAGCAUCACAUGGUGCGAGAGCACGAGGGAAUGGGUGUGCCGAGGCCGGAGAAGAUCACCUGUGAUCAGUGUGGCGAUGCGUUCGGCAACAAGUUGUACCUCAGGAAGCACAUUGAGAGGCGUCACAGCGACGAGAGGAAGUUCACGUGCUCGCGAUGCGACAAGACGUUCAAGUGCAGAGAGGAUGUGAGGAAGCACAUGAGAGUGCACAGUCCGUGGAUAUACACUUGUCCCGUGUGCAGCAGGAAAGUCAGACACAGAGGAUACUUGGUGAGACACAUGGAAGCACUUCACAGAGGCGUUCCAGCGGAUAUUAAGGAUUCUAAUGCUCCUUUGGCUUGUACAGCGUGCAAAGUGCAGUUUGCAAAUCUCAAAGUCCUGAUGGCACACAUUGGCGUGCACGCCAAUGAAAGGCCACACGAAUGCUCGAUGUGUGGGCAGGGAUUUAAGGAGAGGCGCGUUAUGUUGGUGCAUGUGAAGCAAAGUCACCAUGGGAAGGAAAAGAUGAAUCUGCUGAAGUGCUCCAAGUGUGGAGAAGCUUGUCGUGGAAGAAGUGAAUUGGCAGUUCAUUUUGCCACUGUUCAUCUCAAGACUGAAGCUCUGGAGUGCGCCUUUUGCUCCAGGAAGUUCACAUCGAAGAUCGGCAUUGGCAAACACAUGAUCAAGCACAGUCAGGAAGGGUAUUUGAAGCCUAAGGAAGGAAGGAAGGAUGACCAGAAAAACAUUACGGGUGUUAAAAUUGAGAUUGAAAGUGAUUAAAGUGCCUUUCAUUCGUCUUUUCAAAAGGUAAGAACAUAUGAUUUUAUUCUUUCACUCCUC